GUCAUUCCUCACCUGAGAUGCACAUCUCAGUCUUUGAUCUUAACUCAAAAAUUGCAUUGGAAGAAUGCAAAACAUGCUGCAAUAAACUGUUCCACUGCCCUGUUUGUCCCAACUUCGAGCCCACAGUGAAGGAAAAGAUUGAGAAACACAUGAACCACCACAUUAGUCAUGGUUUACCUUACAAAGACAAAAUUUUACUCCGAUGCAGCCUUCAUUGUAGGCCAGAGGGACAUUUCCACUGCCCCAUCUGUUCUAGAACAGUCAUGCGCCGGUUGGAUAUGAAGAGGCAUUUACUGUUAUGUGAGGGAUUUAUGAGAAAAGAUCCAAACCCAGAGCCAUGUCUGCCACCCACCUCACCCCCUAAGGACCAUCUUAUUAAGCUACUUUCUUCACCAUCUGUGAAACCUCUCCUGCAAGUCAUCCCCCCAUCCAAGAAGCCACUCCUGCAAGAUUCGCCAUCUUCUGUGGAGCCUCUCCUGCCUGAUGCUGCACCCACUGUGAAGCCUUUUCUGCCAGACACUGCACCUGGUCCAGUUUCUGAUCCGCAACCCUCUACAUCUUCGAACGAACAUUCCUAUUCUCAAGCCUCUGGGUCUGAUGUAACCAUGGCUUAUGGAAAUGCAGUGAAAUGCCCUCACUGUAAUAAUAAUAUUUACUUGCUUAUGUUUAACAAACCUCCCACUUUUAACAUAAAUAACUGAGAAAUAACAAAGAAAUUGUACAUAUAGGUUUUACUGUUAUGCCAUGGGUUGGUCUGUAAUUAGGAUUUAUUCUGAGACAAAACAGAUUUAUCUUUGAAUGAAUGAUAAGCAGAUGACCAGUAAUCAUCCACUGAGAGGCAAGGUCUUUAAAUCAGGGUAUUCUUUGACCCAACAUACAUUAAUCAUUGGAAUCGUUAGUUGUCUUGUUACUUUGUUUGGUUUUUGUACAUAAAGGGUAAAACAUUUUUUACAUAUUUCUUGAAUUGUUUUCAAGUUCAGCUGCAACCUGGACUAUAUGUACAAAUAAAACCUAAAAACAUCACUA
Molecule: messenger RNA, 1026 nt
Organism: Poeciliopsis prolifica (blackstripe livebearer)
Lineage: Eukaryota; Metazoa; Chordata; Actinopteri; Cyprinodontiformes; Poeciliidae
Product: zinc finger protein 414-like
Exons: 3
Coding region: 18-701 (227 amino acids)
Source: RefSeq, a predicted model, not a curated record